Pelobates fuscus (common spadefoot toad) is the source of this 7068-nucleotide messenger RNA. RefSeq names its product WW and C2 domain containing 2 (gene WWC2). Gene Ontology annotation, cellular component: cytoplasm. Gene Ontology annotation, molecular function: molecular adaptor activity; kinase binding. The transcript is spliced from 23 exons. Gene Ontology annotation, biological process: negative regulation of organ growth; cell migration; regulation of hippo signaling. The record is from RefSeq and is a predicted model, not a curated record. NCBI's taxonomy places the organism in Eukaryota, Metazoa, Chordata, Amphibia, Anura, Pelobatidae. The coding region runs from base 368 to 3895 and encodes 1175 amino acids.
CAUGCAGAUGAGACGGAUGCUAAUCAGUCUGUGGCUGGGAACGGGCCGAGGUUAUUGGCUUCCCCGGAUUCUAAUCCAGACGGCUCCUUGCUGCUCGCUCUGUAUAGAACUCCAGCUCUCCCCCCCUUUCCUACAGGAGCCCCUGGCCGACAUGCUGCUGCCUUAUACCCAGCUCAGCCCCCUGCCCACAGGGCCAGCUUUUGGCUUUCACUAGUGGGCUUCGGCUUGGUAGUUGAGGACAGGCUUCCUUCUUAUUUUAGUACAUAGCACCCCCUCCAUCUCAGCCUAAAGCCCUCGCUACUGAGCCACCAGGCCCCCCACCCCAGCCUUCUUUCUGUACUUAUGGAGGAGUUUGCAGAGCCUUAUCAUGCCUAGGAAAGGAAAUGGGCAGCUGCCUUUACCGGAUGGCUGGGAAGAAGCCAGAGAUUACGACGGGAAGGUGUUUUAUAUCGAUCACAACACCAGGCAGACCAGCUGGAUAGACCCAAGGGACAGGUUAACAAAACCCUUGUCGUUUGCUGACUGUGUUGGGAAUGAGCUGCCUUGGGGAUGGGAGUCUGGCUAUGAUCCCCAAAUUGGAGUUUACUACAUUAACCAUAUUAAUCAAACCACACAGAUAGAAGAUCCAAGAAAGUUAUGGAGAAAAGAACAGGAGCGAAUGCUGAAGGACUAUCUCACAGUGGCUCAGGAUGCCCUCAGCACACAAAAAGAACUUUACCAUGUAAAAGAACAGAGGCUGGCACUUGCUUUAGAUGAGUAUGUGCGGCUCAACGAUGCUUACAAAGAAAAAUCCAGUUCCCGCACAAGUUUGUUUUCAGGUUCAUCCUCUAGUACAAAAUAUGAUCCUGAUAUCCUUAAGGCAGAAAUAUCCACCACAAAAGUAAGGGUUAAAAAGCUGAAGAGGGAGCUGUCACAAAUGAAGCAGGAGCUACUUUAUAAGGAACAAGGGUUUGAGACAUUGCAGCGUAUUGACCAAAAAAUGUCAGGGGGACAGAGUGGUUAUGAGCUCAAAGAGGCAAAGGACAUUCUAUCGGAGCUGAAAAGUAUUAGAAAGGCCAUCAGUAGCGGAGAGAAGGAGAAACAGGACCUAAUGCAGAGCCUUGCUAAACUCAAGGAGAGGUUUCAUCUGGAUGAGGAACGAGGAAGAUCUGAACCAGACCUAAGAUCCAGCCCUGUAAACUCCCAGUUGUCUCUGUCCCGACAAACACUUGAUGCUGGAUCCCAAACUGAUAUUUCUGGUGAUAUUGGAAUGAGGAACAGAUCAAACCUAGCAGAGAAGGUCAGGCUCAGUCUGCAAUAUGAAGAGGCUAAAAGAAGCAUGGCCAAUCUAAAGAUCGAAUUAGCGAAGUUGGAUAGUGAGGCCUGGCCAGGGGCUGUCGAUAUCGAAAAGGAGAAACUUAUGUUGAUCAAUGAAAAGGAAGAGCUUCUGAAAGAACUUCAGUUUGUCACAACUAGAAAGCGCACUACGGAUGAGAUGGAACGGCUAGAGGCAGAGAGGAGGCGACUGGAAGAAGAUCUCUUGUCUGUAAAGAAUACUCCCAGCGAAGCACUUACGGAGAGGUUGAAACUUCAGGAGAAAAAGAAAGAACUUGUGAAGAAAUUGGAAGAAACAACAAAACUAGCCACUUAUCUGCAUUCUCAGCUUAAAAGUCUGUCUGCUAGUACAUUGUCUGUAUCUUCAGGAAGCAGCCUUGGCUCCUUAGCAUCUAGUCGUGGUUCCUUGAACACAUCUAGCCGUGGUUCUCUCAAUUCUCUAAGUUCCACUGACCUCUUCUAUAGCCAAGGAGAUCAUGGGACAGACUUGGACUAUCAGUAUAAGCUAGACUUUUUGUUGCAAGAAAAGAGUGGUUACAUUCCUUCUGGACCUAUUACCACAAUCCAUGAAAAUGAAGUGGUCCAUUGCCAUGGCAGGACAGACUAUACCAACUCUCCUACCCCCCAGCAGGACUCUGAAGAGGCCAAACCACCUAAAUCCGUGACCUCACUAUCAUCUCUAUCUUCUCUUUCAUCAUUGUCUCCACCUGGCUCUCCCCCAGUCUUGGAAGGAGCUUUUUCAUUGACUUCUCAAGACUCGCUCAGGACUGAUUUUGAGAGCUGUGAACUUUCUGGGACGUUUGUAGAUUUGAGCCUGCGUGAAAAUUUGGAUUUAUUGGACCCAGUCAUUGGAGAAUCUUCAGCAUUGCCUGAAGGGAAAUCUAUUGUGGAAUGUAGAAGGCCGCAAGCUUCAAUAGCAUUGCACGAAGGAAGAAUAGAUCUUGAGUUUUCUGGAAAAUCGGAGAGUGACACUCAACAGGAAAAGACUGCAGCAUGCAGUGUGUCUGCGGCAGUGUCAGAUGAGUCUGUGGCAGGAGACAGUGGCGUAUAUGAACCAUGUGUGAAAGCAGCGUGUGAGGAUCCAGCUUCUUCGGAAGACUAUACAUCUCUAGGGUCUGUUCAAGUUCAGUUAAUUCUCAGAUAUGAUUCAGGAAAAUCCAGCUUCGUCAUCAUCAUUGUCCAGGCACAAAACAAUCACUCAUGUGUCCCGUAUGGGUCCAGAAUGUAUUUCAGAGUAGCCGUCCUCCCAUCUUCCAGUGACAUCAGCUGUCUUUUCCGGACCAAAGUCUACCCAUCUGCUGAGAUUUUGAUAUUUAAUGAGCUGUUUCGAAUGUCAAUUUCUCAGACAUCAUUACAGCAAAAGACUCUGAGAGUCGAUGUGUGUUCUGUUGGCAAGACGCAUCGAGAGGAAUGCAUGGCUGGGACACAGAUCAGUCUGGCAGACUUUGCUUUAAAUAAUGAAGGAUAUACUCAGUGGCAUAACUUGCUACCAUGCAGACCAAUACCUCUACAGAAGGAGCAUUCUGUAAAGUCAGUGUUCGAUACAAGCAAGCCAAGGAUUGCAGCUCUAGAUUUGGAUGCUGUGUCAGCAUUGCUGGAGAGGACAUCUGCUGAGCUUGAAGCUGUAGAGCAAGAACUGGCCUUGGAAGAAGAUGAAGAAGUACAGGAUCAGAAAUGUUCUGGGGAAGAAUGGUCAGAAAUCCCACCAGAAGUACCUUUUGAUGUUCUUGGAGAGCCAGAAGCAGAAGCCCUCAUGGAUGACGAAUACUCAGCACCAUUGCAUUUAUCUGGUGACGCAGCAGAGUCAUCAAAAGGAAUGUAUGAAGAUCCAGGCAAAUGGGAGAGUACCUCUAGUCCUUUCACUGCUGUUGAGUUACCAACUCUGGUUGACAAAGAGACCAACACAGAAGAAGCAGCUCAUGAAAAUAUUUCUGUCCGACCCAAAGACAGGAAUAACCUUGGCUCCAGGCAGCGACCAUUUGUGCGAAACAGUAUGAUCGUCCGGUCACAGACUUUUUCUCCAGGGGAAAAGAACCAGUAUAUAUGUAGGCUAAAUCGAAGUGACAGUGACAGCUCCACCCUUGCCAAAAAGUCUCCAUUUGUUAGGAAUGCAACAGAGAGAAGGAGUUUAAGAGUAAAGAGGCCUGUUUGUCAGACGAUCUCAAGAAGAGCCAUGCACGAGUGUCGUGAGCGAACUUCUCUAGACUUGGAGCUGGAUCUCCAAGCAUCUCGGACCAGGCAGAGCCGUCUCAAUGAUGAACUGCAGUCCCUGAGAGAUCUGAAGCAAAAACUGGAGCAUAUGAAAGUGAGGGGGCAGACAGAAUUACCAUUGUGUGUCUUGGAAGAUGAUCGGUUUCAGAAGCUCUUGAAACAAGCUGAAAAAAAGGCUGAACAAUCAAAAGAAGAACAAAAGCAAGGUCUAAGCGCUGAAAAAUUAAUGAGAAAAGCCUCAAAGGAUGUAUGCAGACUACGGGAACAGAGCCAGAAUGUACCUCUUCAAGUACAGUCUUUCAGGGAGAAGAUUGCUUACUUCACCAGAGCAAAAAUCAGCAUACCAUCUCUAUCAGCUGAUGAUGUAUAGUUUUUAUUUAAAAGAAAAAUCUUGGCUGUAUUUUUUUUUUUUCUUCAAUUGUUAAUCUUUUUUUUUUUUUUUAAAUGUUUCUCUAGUAUAGAUAUCUGCUUUUUUGAUGGGGGAAAAAAAUUAAUAUUUUAACAAAAUCCCUACCAUUUCUAAAAAAAAAAAAAAUCAUCAUACAACAACCAAAGUAGACUAAUCUGGUCCAUGGAUGGUAAAUUUGUACAGUUUCUUCAUGUUAUAUAUAUAUUUUGUAAAUUUGGAUCAAAGAUGCAAGAAGACGCAAGCGUAUCAAGUGUAUUUCCUGUUGCAGUGCACUGUGCAGACAUCUUACAUUCAAUGGACUUGUUUAACUUUUUUUAUAUGUAUGUAAGCUGACUGUGAAUAUUCAUUUUUGCACCAGAGACUGAAUUUUAGAAGUCAAAAUAAUUUUCCAAAACAAAAAGACUGUCUCUUGAUCCCAAGCACUUGGAGUCUCUCAGUGGUGCCUUUGAUAUCACUAUUAUUAACUCAGAGCGAAUUUAACUAAGUGAGUUUUUAAAAGUGGAGAUUAACAUCCCAAAUCUGCAAACUGCCUGACGAAUGACCUGAUAAUGGAGUAUAAAGUUACUAUAAAACCAUGAAAACAAAGCUUACAAAAAGCAAACUGGUUUAAAUUACAUUAGCAUAUAUGGCGUGCUAGUGCAUCUUUUUUACUGUGCGUUUCUUUGUGUGUUUGUUUGUGUGUGUGUGUUCAUUGAUUUGUCACUCAUACUUACUAUAGCACAUUGUAAAAUCUAUUCAUAAACUUUGCUCUAAGGUGCAUCUAAUCCCAGAAAUGUAACUGUCCGAAGAUUUAAGGCAAGCUGUGUUUAAAGUUCGAUAGGGUUAUUUAUUUAUUUAAUGAUACAUUUCCCUUUGUGUGUGAUAUUGCCCCAAGAGCCUGUAUCCUUCACAAUGAACACCUUUAUCUAGCACACAGAUAUUCCUGCACUUGUUACUUAACAUCUCUGAGCACAUAAAUGAACUGUGAAGCUUUAAUUGAUUCUCUUGUAUGUCUUAUAAAAUAGGUGGGUUUGUACACCUGCCAUAGUCUUAUGUCUAUCUUUUGUAUGACCAGAAUCCUUAGUUCCUUAGUCAAGCUAGGCGUUUAUUGUAGUAAGGCUCUCUCUGUAUGCUCCUGAUUCAUAGAGAUACACCAUGCCAGUGAUAACCGUGAGGGCCAACAUAAUGCAAAGCACAUUGAGUGUCUGUCUGGAUCUUUCACAUAUAUGACUUAUUUCUCAUCCAUUCUAUCUUUAUCGUCAAUGUAAUUUGUGGAGGGACAUGCAUUAACCUGCUGGUUCUUUCUAUAAAUAAAAUAAGUGAGUAUUUCUGAAUAAUGAAAUCCAUUAUCUUUCCAAUAACAAUCCGCUUUGUAUAACACACACCCAAUAGAUGUGCAUUUGCCAAUUUGAUCUUUUGGUUCUCUCUCCUGGUGGCAAUAUCAGAAUGUGAUAUUUAUUUUUCAUUGAAAGGGUUACUCCAAGCAUCAUAACUAUUACAGCCUGCUAGACCUGUUUCUAGGUAAUGGGGCAUAUCGUUUUACAAUGGUUUUCCCUCUUACAUGGGUGCCGCCAGGCUCCUGGUCUCCUUUUGUAGGCAGGUUUACGAUAUCACACUUCUGCAGAACUGAAGAAGCUGGAUGCUGGUUCUGUCUCUCACGUGGCAGGCAGCGAAAGCUGGCGGGAAAGAUUUACAAAAAAUUAUUUACACUCAGUCUUUCCAAUGGGUUUCUUCCUUAUUUUCUUCAAUACAAAUGUAAAACCGCAUGCUAAUAUCAUUAUUAACGUUUCAGUCCGGACCUGAACUUUCCUCGGGCCAAAUGAACACCUGCACAUGGGUUGGGUUAGUUUAUAGUCCAUUAUUAGUACAUAGAAAAAUGUUUUGUAUUUUGAAACUUUUAUUUGUCCUGAGGAAAGUUCAGAUCGUGCGGUUUUAAACUUAUACUCAAUAAAUAAAGGGAGAAAAGACCCUCUAGAAAGAUGGUGAGUGCAGAUUAUUUUUUUUUUUUUAUGCAUGUAUUUAGAGUCUAUGUAUCUGGCACCUGACAAAAAGUCUAUAAUGCAUAGCUACAUUCUCUUCAUAUUUGACAAAAGUUGCAUAUGUGUAUAUGUCUGUGCAUGUUCCUGCUUGUAAUAUUGUUCGCGUCUGGGUGUGCUUGCAGCUGUGUAAAUGCAGACAGGGUCCAAGAUGAAGUUAGAAAUUAUUAUGGUAACGGGAGGCAUCAAGUUAGAGAGAGGUUAAUGCCAAAAUUGGGUUACUUAGGGUGUAAAUAGGAUUAUUAAAAGCUUUAGAGUGUUUGCAGUUGUGGUAUAAGGGGUGUUUAGGAUUAUUGGAUUUACAGUUACAGUGGGAUUAAGUUUAGUAUUGGAAUACAGCGGGCGUUUACUGUGAUCAUUUGUUUAACUCCUCUUAAAAAUUAUUUUUUUCAGGUUUAGCGUUUGAGUGCUUAAACUUGGGACUAAGGAAAGGAUUUGUUUUUGGAAGGGAUUUAAAUUUAUGGACCUGGGAAAAGGUCGUUUUAGGGUGCGUGGAAUUUGAUGGAGCAUGAUUGAUAGAAGAUGUAACACAAAGUAAUACAGGAAAAGGGCUGUGCCAAUAGUUAAAAGGUGCAAAAGUUCAUCUGAAUAGGUAGGGCAAUAUAACGUAGUUGGUCUCACUGAUAUGGUGGGACUAAAGUUCUGAUGGAGUAACUUAAGGUAAAGUCCAAUAAUAUUGAGGUCUCACUUAGAAGUAUCUUUAUAAGGUGCCUGUUUUUGGGUGUAGAGUCCUCAAUGUCCCUAGUGGUCCAACCGUCCCGCUUAUAUGCAAGACAAAAACUAGGAGACCCAAUGAUGCAGUAUAUAAAAGCCAAAAUGGGUAAAAUAAACAAAUAUGUUCAAUCAACUCACAUUUAAAAUAGCUACAGCCAGCUCUGGUGUGAAGGGCGUGAUAGGAGUCCUUCAGAGGGAUGGUAUCCAACACUCAGGAGAUGGAUAUAUGAAAGACAGCCAAUAGUGCUCUCAGUAGAAUAAAAUAUGCAGUAAACAUAAAUAAAAAUUUACUCACAAGUGAAGUGCAGGCAAACUGCACUGUAAUGUCAGCGUUGGUGGCAUGAUCCCCACCUUGGAUAUACUUGGAAUCACACGAAGAUAAAAGGAAGCCAGGUUAAAAAUUCC